UUGAAAGUAUGGACUAUUAGAAGUGCGAGUGCGUUUUUGGUAGAAGCAAUUGAGUUAGACUCGAAAUUCAAUCGUGUGGUAGUUUGGGGUCAGAAACAAAUACCACAUGAACUUAUAUUUCCAUCAAGGGAUAUUAUACGAGGUUCGUAUAAUACGUAGCCUAUAGGCUUAAUCUUUUACAGUUAAAAAUGACUUUACUUUACAAAUACGAAUUUUUCGUUUUGAUUAUUACGAAAGUCACGGCUUCGGCGGUCUAUGAUGACUGUUUGGUUGUGGCAGGAGCUUACAAGUGCCAAACAACAGGACUUACUGAAAUUCCUUCGGAAUUAUAUAACGAAAAUCUGAAAACUCUCGACUUGAGUGACAAUGAAAUCAGCAGUCUCAAAUCGUUGACUCUUUUUCGAAAUCUCAGUUCCUUUCGGGAGUUGAUAUUUCGCAUGAAUCGAAUCGAAAACUCUUCCUUGCUUUUCUUUCUUGGAUUUAAUCAACUGAAAAAAUUGGAUUUGUCGCAAAAUAAUAUGUCUGGAUAUGUUUCAAAGUCAUACUUCAGUGAUUUAAUUUCGUUGGAUUCUUUAUCGCUUGCUUAUAACAAAAUAAACUGUUUAGAGGAAUACAGUUUGGCUUCUCUAGGAUUUUUGACAGAAUUGGACAUAAGCUACAAUGACGUUGCAAAAUUUGUCAGUUUCCGUUCUACAAACUCAUUAUUUCCUUCUCCACAACAAUGUGUUUUUCGACAAGAACUUUGUCGUUUACGUUCAUUGAUUGUUCUGAGAAUAUCGGGAAAUAAUAUAUCUGAUGCAUUUUCUGGUAUGUACCAAAACUCGUUUGACACAUCUCCACAUCCCGGUGGGUUUUUCUCCUGCUUGGCACAACUGACACAUUUGCAAGCUUCCAAUUGUGGCAUAACCAGCAUACAUCGACAAACGUUUCACGGCUUACGCCAUUUAGCGAAUUUGGAUCUUUCCGAGAACUUUAUCAAGAUUUGGGAUACAAGAACACUUGCAGGAUCCAAGUCCCUUGUCUUCAUCGAUCUCGGAAGCAAUAUGCUCGAGCACCUUCCUGAAAAUUCUUUUGCAGAUUCUCAACAUCUUGCCUACAUGAGUCUGAGAAAUAACGAAUUACAAACAGUUAGAGUCGGAUGGCUAGAAAAUUCAGCAGAAUACAAACUUCUUAAUCAGGAAUCAAAAUCUGACGUUGAGGUCAAUUCUCAGACAUGGCUGAAAAUGCUUUUUCGCGCUCGUAGACAUUGGAUUGAUUGGAGUGGUAAUCCAUGGACAUGUGAUUGUGAAAUAAUACCUUUUCUAAAUUGGCUUUACAUUAAACCACACCUGGAGCUGUUUCAGGCCUUAUCUGGAUAUCAUGAUAUUAUCUGUUACAAACCUCGGCAUAUGCGGGGUAAUAACAUCUUGGAGGGGUAUUUCACUGGUCCGGCUAACUCUGCAGCCUUACAUAAGUUGCAAAAUGUAUGCGAAACUAAAAAUCCAAUUACAUCGGAUUAUGAAAUCCACGCGAUUACAUCCGAUACCGUAACUGAAACGAGUACCGGUAACGAAACUAAAAUAGCAUCUUCAAUUGUUUCCUUCACUGCCGUUACAAAAGGAUAUACUGACCGGAUAACCGAUUAUACAGUUGGCACAGAUACUACACCGACCACGGAAAUAAGUAAGCUGCACGUGAGUAACCUGACAAUAACAUCAAGAGAAAAUAUCAAUCAAACCAUAACGUCAAAUCAGUUCGAAAAUGCUACAUCGAGAGCGGCGAAUACACGCAACGAUAAUUCUCCACCAUGGUCGCUAAAGAGCAAUGAAACACUUGUUGGUACAGCGAUCAUUUCGACGGACCAAGCAAAAUCCUUUUCUGACAAUAAAAGUGAAGUCUUGGAGUGGCCAAGGUGGAUGAUUGUUGUAUUUGUAACAGCAGAUCUUAUAUUAUUUGCAGCAGCAGUAUUGAUAUUCAAAAGGUGCUGCCUUGACGGAAAUACACGAAAAAUCUCCCCAUUUCCAAGGUCGAGUUCAACAAGAAUUUACAUGGGCGAAAACGAUACGCUUGAUUUUUAAACACUGAGGUAAAUCAGGCUAAACAAGCAAGUCCAAAUUUAGCUCUUUGCAGCUCCGUACGUCGAAGGUGGCCCGUGUAGAUUUUCUUCAAAACGAAACGCUUAUGGGUCACCGGCUACAAACAAAACUCUUCCAGAAAACUCGAUUACUUCAUGAAUGUCAUAGGACAGUCUUUCACCCGUGGUAACUCACGCGUUGUCUGAAGUAAGACUGCUGUCGCCAGUAUGGUUGUAGUUUACUCAUCCAUGCAAUAAGGAGUAUGGAGUUGGAAAACGUUGUUUUCUAAAACGUUGUUUUCUAACUCCAGAUCAGAAAACUAUCACUAUAUAAAAUGUUUGGUUUUUUCAAUGGGCUAAAUGAGGUAAGGCAUAAUAUAUAUUAGGUAUAUUUAGAAAACCUAUAAGAUUUUGUGUGGAAUAGUUUUGUUUGUUAUUGACUUAUGUUGAAACUUUUAGCAUAAAUAUGUUCUAUCUACGUAUAAUUUCAAAAAAUAAUGGAUUUCCCAUAACAAAAAUUAUUAUUUUGUGUGUGUGUGUUGCUUUGAAUAAUCAUGAAAAGGCAAGCAAAAUAAUAAUGCAUUGCAGAAUUUGUGUUUGCUAAAAUUGUAUUGUUGUUGCCUGCGGUUUCUACUGUCUGGCUGUGAUAAAAUCUCUCUUACGGGCAUUUCAAAAAACGAAGCAUUUAUGUCAAUGCUGUACUUUCCUACAUAAAUAUGGGAUCACGUUAGUGGCAUGAGAUUUCAAUAAACCAAUGUAAAAUUGUGAAA
This is a messenger RNA of Styela clava, 2823 nucleotides long. RefSeq lists its product as uncharacterized. The record is from RefSeq and is a predicted model, not a curated record. Lineage: Eukaryota; Metazoa; Chordata; Ascidiacea; Stolidobranchia; Styelidae. Gene Ontology annotation, molecular function: protein binding.